AUGAGCACACUUGGUAUUGCCACGGAUGUGUGUUUACAAAGUUUAGCUCAGCUACAACACCAGAAUGGCAAAGAAUUGGAUUCCCUGUGCACACAAGUGGCUGACUCCAGGGAUCCCGAAGGAGAAAUCAACACAGAUAAAAAGUUGAAUGAAUUAAAAUCAAAACAAGACGAUGUAACACAAGGCCUAUCAUUACUCCAGUUUAUUAAGAGUUUUCCAUGUAUCUUGCUGAGGACUUUGAGGAGCACAGUUUACCUCCUCGUUGUAUUCGCUCAGGUCUGUAUGUCGGCUCUGAUGUCCGGAUUAACUGUCUUCAUUGGCAAGUUUCUGGAACAACAGUUCACUGUGACGGCCUCGUUUGCAAAUUUACUGAUUGGAAGCAUCCAUGUUCCUGGAGCAGUUCUUGGCAUCAUACUAGGUGGGGCCAUCAUGAGGAGGUUCCAAAUCAAUUUGAGGGGCUCAGCCAUCAUGUGCUUUGCUGCCAUCUUUGCCUCCAUUUGUGCAACUACACCGCUCCUGUUCCUCGGCUGUUCAACGCAAGUAGUUGCUGGAAUAAAUGACAACCUCCAUACCUCGAACAGCACAUCAGGCUUGGAACUGAGCUGCAAUCGAGGAUGCUCCUGCAAGGAUCAGGCCUACAAUCCAGUUUGUACGACAGAUGGCAUUGAAUUUGUCUCUCCGUGCCAUGCGGGCUGCAUGUCUGCCUCCUUCGAAACUGAUGGAAAAGUUGUGUUACUGAGGUCAGUGAAGCCUGAAGAUAAAUCUUUGGCGAUUGGGAUUCAGUUCAUGUUGUUCCGUGUUCUGGCCUGGUUGCCAGGGCCGAUCCUGUACGGAAGUGCAAUUGACACCACCUGUAUCCGAUGGGAAAAGAAAUGCAACAAAAAGGCUUCCUGCAGAUACUAUAACCUCGAUCUCUUCCGGGUCAGAUAUAUUGGCCUGCAGAUGCUGUUUCAGUGCGGUGCCUUUCUACUCUUUGUGAUGGCCUAUUACUUCCUAAAGAAAGAGACUUUGAGAAGGGAGCAACAAGCCAAAAUGGGAACUAAGGCUGCACUAGACCCUAGAGUUGAGGAAGAGAGAAAAAAACUGAUGGAACAAGAUGGUGGAACCAAAUUACAGCUCAAAUCAAAAGCGGGAAGUGGUGAGGGCGGAAUCUAUUUCUAACUCAAAUCUGACCUCGACACAGGACACAGGGAGAGACAAUGCCUGGCCUCUGAUGGUAGUCUUUGAGACGCAUCAUUUUUUUAAUUGGUUUUCAUUCAUGUGUUCACUGCUUUUUCUCCAGGAAGCCUCCUGGACUUUCUUGGAUUUUUCUUUCCCUCAGUCACCCACUGUUGAUCCGAUGGUUGGAACCGUCAGUGAAAGAAGCAUUUAUUUUACUAUUAUAUGUUGUGAGGGUCAAUCUCUUCAUACUGUCAGACUCCCAGGAGUUGGGGCGUCCUCUUAUUCCUAGGUCCAGUUGGCUGAAGUUUUUGUCUGCUUGAUCAUCCUGUGCCCCUAUUGCAAACCCUCCUUUGGCCUCAGAGUGGAUUCUACGUGAAACAGGGACACUCAAUAUGCGGGAGAUGACAAUUUCACUGAGCUAGUGGUGCAGAGACCCAGACUAAUGCAGUGAGGAAAUGAUUCGAAUCCCACUAUGGCAGCUAGUGAAAUUGAAAUUUGACGAAUAAAAUCUGGGAUUGAGAGCCAGUCUCAGCAAGUGACCGAGACACUAUCCAUUGAUUGAUGUAAAAAACCCAUUUGGGUCACUAAUGUCCUUCAAGGGAAAGCAAUCUGCUGUUCUUACCUGGACUGGCCUAUACGUGACUCUAGGCCCACGGCAAUGGGAUUAACACAUAACUGCCCUCUGAAAUGGCCAAGCAAGUACAUCGGUUCAAGGCGGCAGCUCACCUCCAGCUUGCGAGGGCAACAAAUGCUGGCAUAGGUGAAAGACUCCCUGCGUCUGUGAAUUACUUCAAUGGCAUUAGUUGCCUUUAGAUGACACGUUUGCCUUAAAUGGAAGGGCUAUAGCACAACACUGAACAGAACAAUAAGUCAUAAUCCCCAAGAGUAUUAUAGGGACACUCCAUAUUUCUAAGCUGAAUCAUAUCCACCUGCUAAUGAUCUACCUUUCUGUGACAUGUAUCUGAUUAAGUAGGGCCCUGGGUAGUGUUGUAGAACAGAGAGACCUGGGAGUUCAGAUACGUAAUUCGUUGAAAUUUGGUAGACAAGGUGCUUAAGAAGAUGUUUAGCAUGCUUCCCUUCAUUGCUCUGUCCUUUGAGUACAGGAGUUGGGACAUCAUGUUGAGGUUGUACAGGACAUUGGUGAGACCACUCUGGAAUACUGUGUGCAGUUCUGGUCGCCCUGCUACAGGAAAGAUAUUGUUAAAUUGGAGAGGGUUCAGAAAAGAUUUACCAGGAUAUUGCUGGGUAUUGAAGAUUUGAGUUAUAAAAAUAGGCUGGAUAGGCUUGGACUUUUUCCACUGGAGCGUAGGAUGUUGAGGGGUGAUCUUAUAGAGGUUUCUAAAAUCAUGAGGGGCAUAGAUAAGGUGAAUAGCAAAGGUCUUUUCCCUAGGGUCAGGGAGUUCAAAAUAAAGGGGCAUAUUUUUAAAGUGAGAGGAGAAAGAUUUAACAAGGACAUGAGUAGCAACAUUUUGUUGCACAGAGAGUGGUUCAUGUGUGGAAUGAACUGCCAAGUACAUGAAUCAGAAAGGUUUAGAGGGAUAUGGGCCAAAUGCAGGCAAGUGGGACUGGUUUAGUUUAGGAACAUGGUUGGCAUGGACUGGUUGGACCAAAGGGUCUGUUUCCGUGCUGUACGACCCAACGAUUCUAUGUAUCUCUACUUUUGCAAAAGUUACUCAAAAGUUGCGUUUAGUUCUUCCACGUUGGAGUGAGUUAAUUAAACUGUUCUAGGAGGCCAUGAACUAAUGGAAUGAUGGAACAUGCUGAAGGGGCUGAAUUGCUUUGCCCUCCUGCUCCUUGGCUGAGGAAUCUAUAAUUCUAGUCUCAUCUGCUUUCAGUUUCUUUCAGCUUUCCAUUACUCAUGGUUAAUUCAGCCUGGCUAACUGUAUUGACCAAUGUGGAAUUGACUGUAAACUGUUUGACCUUAUGCAUUGCAGGGAUGCCCAGUGAUCAGUAGAAAAGGCACAGUGUGAAACUGUGCCCAUUUUGUCCAUUUUAUCCUUCUUGUGCUAUUGCAUUCUUGAGAAUAAUAUGGAUGAAGCAAGGUAUAAAUCCAUCUUGAGAAGUAACCAUUUAAUUCUGCCUUUCAAAUGAAACCAAUGAUGAGAAAUUUUGGUGGAGCCCAAAUAUGGGUUCACCGAUUCACUUUUGCUCAUUGUCUCACCGCACACAAUACAAAGUGAUUCGUGCUUUGUCUCUCCAUAAUUCUGUCCCAUUUCUUUGCUCCUGAGUCUUGGAUGGGGCACGGGUACAGCUCCACAAGUGUCCAACCACUCACCAGUCCGUCCCCUACAAGUUGUUUCUUUGGGAUUAGGGAAAAGGGAGAUUACCUCAUAUAUGGAGUUGAAGCCGCAAUCCAAUCACCCACGAUCUUACUGAGUUGCAGAGUGGAUUAGAGGGGCUGAAUGGCCUGCUUCAAUUCAUAUGUUCCCGUAAACCGGUCAAUGAGUGCCUGCAUACUGAGCGUUCUAUUAGCUUUCCUGAUUACUCGUACCUGUGUACUAACCUUUUGCGAUCCAUGCACCAAGACAUACAGAUCCUUCUGCGUCUCAGUAGGCUGUGGCUUAGCUUUCAACAACAGCAUGCAUUGAUAUAGCACCUUGAACAUGGUAAAAUGUCUCAAAGGAUUUGCACAUUAUCAAAACAAAUGUUAUCAAACAAGUGUUCAAGCUGGCCAUUAGGAGACAUUGGGUUAGGUGAUCCUAAGUUUUGUCAAAAGCAUAGGUUUUAAGGAAUGUCUUAAGAUAGUGGCGGAGAGGUAUAGGGAGGGAAUUCCAUAUCUUUAAGGACUUGGCAGCUGAAAGGCAUGGAAGCCAGUCAAUCAAAAUGUGAGAUACAAAAGAGCCAGGAUUGCUGGAAUAUGGAGAUCUCAGGGGAUUGUGCAGCCUGAUGAGCUUUACUGCUUUGUAAAUAUACAGCAUGGCCAGAGACUCUAUCUCAAUGGUCCAGUAAAGUAGAAUGUAAUGUUAUUUAGACCUGAUCAAAAUAUUAAUUCAUAUGUUACACUGAUUUAAAAUCAUAUAAAAUUUAUAUACAAAUAUAUUUUUGCACAUUUAUGAUUCAACUGUGAAUAUACGCAUGAAUUAAUCUUUAUUGAGUUGAAAUCAGAUUUGAAAUUUCAAAGAAUUUGCAAUGAGCCAUGUGCAUUCUGAAAGGCGGGUGGGGGCUCUGUUACUUUAGCGCAAAUUGUAAAAGAAGGAUAUGGGGGUGGCGAGGGGGUAGAAAUUCUUUUUGGAUGGGAGGGAGUGCCCUCUGCACCAAUCCCCACCCUGAGAUAUUAACCCCCUUCCUCUGUUGCUGCCCGCCUGAUGUCCAAAACCAAACUCCCCACUCUACUCCUCCAAUUCUCCCCCCUGUCCUCCCCCCCACCUCUCCACUCUCCUCUGUCCCACCUCCCCACUCUCCUCUCCCCCACCUCUUUUCCUGGGUUGCCCAAUCCCUGUUCUCCACUUACUCCUCUCACCCCUUCAAAUCCCAGGACUUACUUGCACUCCUGCUGGUGCCCAUUGCUAAGCAAUGGCUCUAUAUGACUGAUGGAGGAUCAGAAGGCUGAGAUUUCUUCCUCCCAUUGAGGGGCAGAAGUCCCACUCUCUCUGCCCAUUUCCCUGUAGCAAAGGGGUUCCAGCUGAGGAGUGAGCUUCUUUUUUUUGAGGGGAAAGUGGGUGUAAUGAGCACCUCCCCAGGGAAAUUUAGCCCCAUGCAAACCCCUUAGUUAGAUCAAAUGAAUUAUUGAAAAUCAAUUGAAAAAAAAUAGAUUUUCACUAUUGAGGAAUUUGGAGCCAAGGCAUCAAAAUUCUUUCAUGGGUUGCAGAUGCCACUGACUGGCCCAGCAUUUAUUGCCCAACCCUAAUUGCCCCUUGAGAAGGUGGUGGUGAGCAGCCUUCUGGAACUGCUGCAGUCCUUGAGAUGUGCUGUUAGGGAGGGAAUUCCAGGAAAUUGAUACAUUGGAACAGGCUCAAACCUGCAAAAUGAAUGUUUAGAAAUCCUGUUCACAUUCUUUUGUUUGAUAUCGUUAAAGCAACAAUUGAAUGUAAACAUGGAUGAAAAAUGAUUUCAACUCAUUUAAAGAACAAUGCUCACGUUUAUGCAGAGCUGAACAGAACUGGUGACUCUGAGUGGGAUGGUCCUGAGGUUAAGUCCCACUGCAGAGGCUUGAGCACAACAUUGAUACUCCCAGGGUCAGCACUGAGGGAGUGCCUUUGAGGAGCCAUCAUUCAGUUGAUGCAUUAAUUCAGGCCCCCCAUGUCUCUGGUGAAAGUAAGAGAUUCUAUGACACUACUUGAUGGAAGAUCCCAAGAUGUCUCCCUCAUUGCCCCCAACCAACCUAGCUCGUGAUAGGGCCAGUAUGGGUCCCUCACCCAACAACGCCGAAAGCUGAUGAUUUGGUCACUGUUCACAUUGCUGCUUGUGGGUUCCUGCUGUGCGUAAACUGACUGUCGUGCUUUCUCCACUGAGGCAGUGACUAGACUUGUACUUCAUCGAUUAAAAAGCACUUAGAGGCAUCCUUUGGAUGAUUCCGAUGUCAGAUGGACAGGAGAUUGGUGAAACACAUGCUGACAUUUGUUUUCUGCAGUUUGUUUCUCCUCGAGUGGGGACAAUAGAUGGAAACCAGAAGGCAAAGCCACUCUACACCCAUCACAGCUGACCCAGGAUGGCUCCCACUCUCAGAGCCUGCCAUUGGCAUGGAUUAUACAGGCUGAUAAUUAACCUGUUUGGUUUUAUUAUGGAUGCAUCUGACUUGGUCACUGGCUCUCAGAAUGGGACUUGAACUCUCAGUGUCUAGCUCAGAGGCAGGGACACUACCUACUGCACCACAAGGCCUUCUUCAAGGAUGUGAAAGGCGAGGUAAAACACAAGUCUUAUCUCCUUUCAAGGUUCCCCCUCAAUCUUUUGUAAAAGGCUUAACUUCAAAUCAAAAAGCAGAAAGACCACUUCACUGCCAGAGCCAAAAGUACACACUGACUGAUCCUCACCAGCACCAGCCUAAUUCUCAUGGGGAUUAAAGCACUAUUCCACAGCAACAAAAACUUGCAUUUAUGUUAUGCCUUUAACCCAGUCAAAUAUGCCAUGAUGCUUCACAGCUGUGAUGUCAGAGGAGUUAGAGAGUGGUGAGCGUGUGGAAUUCUCUGCCGAAGAAUGCAGUUGAAGCCAAAACACUGAAUGUUUUCAAGAAGCAGUUAGGUAUAGUUCUUGGGGCUAAAAGUAUUAGGGGAGAAAGUGAGAACAGGGGACUGAGUUGGAUGAUCAGCCAUGAUCAUAUUGAAUGGCAGAUCUGGCUCAAAGGACCGAAUGGCCUACUCCUGCUCCUAUUUUCGAUGUUUCGUUGUUCCUAAGAUGUGAUACUGAGCCGUAACACCAGGUAUGUGGCGGAUUUCCAGAAAUGGUAAUACUUUGAGAGAAAGAUCGAGUCAGAAUGGCUAGUAUAGGAUAUUGAAAUGUUGGAGUUAAUGUCACCGUAAUUGAGAGGAAUAUUCCAUGGUUUUUGUGCGAGGUCUGGAAUUAAUGUUGGUAUCGUUGCAAAACACAUUUUAAAUGUAAAACAGAUCUUUCACUCACUAGAAACCAAUGCUAACUGCAACUGGCUCUGAGACAGAAGAUAAUAUUUGGGUUCCAAUCAAGACAAAAUGAAAUGUGUUAAAAAAACCCAGCAAUCAGGUCCUGGGAAUAAGCUUGAUUUUACAAUCCUUGCAGAAAGAAAGACCUGCCUUUACAACCUAGGGCUGUCUCAAAGUGCUUCAAAGUCAAUUAAUGACUUUUCAAAACAUGACCACUGUUGGAACGUAGGAAGCCCAACAGCCAAUUUGUGCAUAGCAAGAUCCCAUAAACAGCAAUGCAAUAAUGCCUAGGUCACUGUUGGAAUGUAGGAAGCCCAGCAGCCAAUUUGUGCAUAGCAAGAUCCCAUAAACCGCAAUGCGAUAAUGACCAAAUCAUCAGCUGUUGACUGACGGAUAGAAAAUUGCCUGGACGCUGGGGAACACCCCACUGCUUUAUCCAAAGAAAGGGCAGUGGAGAUCUUUUCCAUCCACCCCAGGGGGAGACUGACAGGGGUGGUGGGGAUUGGCAUCAGUUUAACGUCUCACCCAAAAGAUGGCACCUCCAGCACAGGAAGUGUGGGCCUGGAUUGUUUGCACAAGCUGCUGGACUGAGACUCAAGCUCGAACUCUCAGCCUUCAGAUCGAAGCCAAGAGAGCUACCCCUGUGAUUCACUGAGAGCAGAGGGAAUGAGAGAGAGAGCCUGAAACUGUGAGGAGGGAGGGAGGGAACGUACAGUUUCACUGGUGAUAGCUGUGGCUAGCUUUGUGUCUGCCACAGUGGACAAACAAACUGUGACUUACAAACCUAAAUACAGACAAGAUCAAGGAACAACAAAAUAAUCACCAUGGUGAACAUUUCGAAAAUGUGAAAUUUAAUUCCAAUUGUAUCUGUUGCAUAAACAAUAUUAUUAACUUCUUAUACCCAACAGCAUUUAUAAAACAAUUAAAUAAAUAAGUCUUUAACAAUG
Molecule: messenger RNA, 7660 nt
Organism: Rhincodon typus (whale shark)
Lineage: Eukaryota; Metazoa; Chordata; Chondrichthyes; Orectolobiformes; Rhincodontidae
Product: solute carrier organic anion transporter family member 2B1-like
Exons: 9
Coding region: 1-1161 (386 amino acids)
Biological process (GO): transmembrane transport; sodium-independent organic anion transport; bile acid and bile salt transport
Cellular component (GO): membrane
Molecular function (GO): protein binding; bile acid transmembrane transporter activity
Source: RefSeq, a predicted model, not a curated record